AUGGCUAAAUACCAGUCUGGCUUCGCCCUCGCCGUCCUCGCUGCCACCCUGGUAGCAGGUCGUGGUGCCAAUGACUGGUCGAAACCCUGCUUCAACGGCGAAUGUGCCUACGAUAUCCCGACCGAGAACCAGUCUGCUUCCAUCAAGAUGGUUGGCGCGCCGCUGGCUAUUACGGAUAUCACGCCUGCUGCAGGGUGGGUCGUGCUUGACUGCGACGCGAAUGCGGCAUCCCAGGAGAUCCGCCUUGUGUGUAACUCGGACGACGCUGAGGCUGCUGGCUGCAGCCAUCUCUUCGAGGGCGAUGGUCCCGUCCACAAAUAUGUGCGCUUGCCAGAGAGUUGCGGUUCCGAGCCGUUUGCACGUAUCGCAGAUUACCGCGUUCACGAAAACCAGUCGAUCCCGGAGCACGCGGCCUCAAAGAUCUCGCGCCGCGAUGGUGUCGCUCCCCAGGUCUUCUCAGUUAGCAUUGAUGACGACUUUGCAAGGGUCGACGAGACGAAGUACGGCAAAGUCUUUGCGCUUGUCGUCGGUACCAACAUGCCAGGCAUCGACACCAACUUCGCUAUCCCGCAAGGGAUCGAUAACAAGGACGUCGCUGACAAAUGGGCGCAGCAAGCAAUGAAUGACGCCGAAAUCAAAGUCAAAGGCCUGAAAGCCACCAUCUCCACCGUCUACUACGUGCCCAAGGCUGACGGAGAGGUCGAUGUCAAGACAUCUAAAAGUGGAGAAGAGCUUGAUGCUCCCAAGAAAUCAGGAAAGCUUCAGUGGGGGUCGAGCACCGAAGCAAUCACGCUGCCGGUGAAGCAGGAGAAGACACUGGCGAGCUGCGGGUCAGCGGCUCUCAAGGCUGAACUGAAGGGCUCGUUGGCCACCAAGGCGUAUGGGUCGGCGGCGGCGUUCAGUGCUGCUGCGGUUAUUGAGUUGAGCGUUUCGUCGAUCAAGGCCAUGGCGAGCAACAUUUUAGACUUCUCCGCACACUUUGAACACGAUUUGACGGUGACACUGUCGUUAGUGGGUGAGCUCAAGAAGGAGUUCACCCUCAUGCCAGACACCGCUGUCCCCAAUGCCGGUAUUGAUCUCAAGUAUGUCGCGGCCGGUCUGAUGUUCGGCGUCUCCGGAGAGAUGGUCGCCAAAGCCCAGGUUGGCGUAGAAAUCAAGACAGGAUUCAAGUGGGGUGUUGACAAAGCCGUCAUCGCGAUCCCUGGUGCUCAUGCCGCCACGCCAUAUGCGAAGGAUGGAUGUGCGUCUUUGUAUCUUGUGUUCGGUCUCUCACAAAUACUCACCCGCCCUUUACCCAUACAAGACUUCAACUUUGGAAUCAGCAAAGAUGGCGAAGGUAGCAAAGCAACCGGCGAGAUCGACAUCACCAUCCACCCCAAGUUCAGCGUGGGCAUCAACGGCAAAGAGAAGCUCAAGAAUGUCAAGGCCAGCGCGAACAUCGGCCUGAAGGCCGGCUUGGGGCUUACUGUUGGUAUCACCGGAACACCGAAGAGGGAUGUCGCCCUGUCGUCGGACUGGUACUGCGCGAAACUCAUUGCGCACAUUGAGGGUGUCGCCGGCGUCGACUUGAAGCAUCCCAUCAAGUUUAUCCCGGAUUGGGACAAGGAGUUCUCCUUAUUCAAGAAGGAGCUUGAGCUCUGGACACAUGGUAGUUGCCCCACACCCAAGGCAAGAAGGAGCACCCUUCAUGGUCUGCUGGAGUCGAGGGCAUCAGACUUGACAUUCCAUGACGUGCUCGACUCAUUGAAAUGCCCGAAGAAGGAUCAGAGCAAGUUGGAGAAGGGGGAAUCAAAGAGCAAACUGAGCUCAUCAGCCAUGAAGAUGAAGGACGUUUAG
Molecule: messenger RNA, 1836 nt
Organism: Pleurotus ostreatus (oyster mushroom)
Lineage: Eukaryota; Fungi; Basidiomycota; Agaricomycetes; Agaricales; Pleurotaceae
Exons: 12
Coding region: 1-1836 (611 amino acids)
Source: RefSeq, a predicted model, not a curated record